AUGGUCAAAUUUCCUUCGUUGGCCUCGAUGAAGGCCGGAGGAGGAGGAGGAGGGAAUCCAGAUGACGACGAGGAGGGCGGUGGAUUCGGGUUGAAUCCGGAGGGAUCGGCCAGGUCGAAGAAGCCCGGCUCGGGGCCGACGCUCAUCAUCUGCAUCGUCGGGCUGCAAUUUUAUGCCCUCAUCGCGCUGCCCGGCCUCGUCUACAUCUUCCAGCGUGUGCCCAAGCUCAAGCACCUCUACACGAUGCUUCAACUGAUGGCCGGCAUCUGCGAGUUCAUCUGGAUCUUCUUGGCCAAGGAAUUCUCUGAGGGCCACUACUCCCUCAAAGCCGCCGCCCUCAUCGUGCUCACCAUCGUCCAGAUGCUCGCCGUCCUGAUCUCCGCCUUCGUCCCUUUCAAGAAGGUCGGCGUGCUGCAGUCGAAGAAGAGCAAGGCUCGGGCCGAGAUCUCGCACAGCCACCUCAAGACGAUGCCCACGUUCGGAGAAGCCGGCGCGUCACUGGCCGAACGGGGAGGCGCCAAAAAAUCGGGCGCCCCCGAGGUCAAGUUCGGCUCCGGGCCGCCGAUGACGCUGCCGACGACCACGUUUGGAAAGGAUUCGAAGGCGGGAGGUGGGCCGCCGAUGGCCUCGGGCGGACCCCCGAUGGCGAUGCCCGGGCUGGCGCAGCCGCUGAAGAAGUCCGCCUCGGCGUCGGCUGUCGUCCCCAUGGGAACAACUUCCGGCUCGAGCGUGGCAUCGUCAGGCACACAAUCGGCCCCGAAGCUCCCGCAAGCUGUUGAUAACAAUUCUGGACGCGAACUGCUCCCCGCCCCCACACAGCCCGCCUCGGAUCCCUCCUCGGAGAAGUCGAAGAAAAAGGAGAAGAAACGCAGCUUCAACGACUCGAAGCGCGAGCUCGAGAAGUGUGCCAGCGAGCGCUCCAAGGUCAAGAAGGACCUGCUCGCCCGGAUGAAGCUGGCCAAGGCUGGGCAAGCCGCGCCCGACUCCCCGGUAGCUGCUCACACCAAUGGAAUCCAGUUCCCGGCCACCGAUCGCCAGUGCAGCGCCACCACGCUCACGUCGAUCCGCGACACGAAGACCGUGGUGUCCCCCGACCCGAAGCUGUUCGAGCUGAACCAAAAGAUCCAGGCGACGGGCGUCGCGCUGGCCCGCUCCGAGCAGGACAUCGCCACAGCCUGCGCCGUGUCCAGCAGCUCGCUCAACACCUGCGUGCCGGCGCAGAACAGCGAGCUGAAGAUGGUCAACGAGCCCCUCGUCGAGAUUAGGCCUUUCAUCGUGGGGAUCGCGGGCGGGACGGCCUCCGGGAAGAGCCUCGUUUGCCAGAAGAUAAUCGAGAAGCUAGCGAAGGACGGGGUCAACGUCGACAAGAAAGUAAGCGUCAUCCACCUGCACUCGUUCUACCGCGACCUCUCGCCCGCCGAGCACGCGCUGGCCCAGCAGGGCAAAUACGACUUUGAUCACCCGAACGCCUUCGAGUUCAGCAAGCUCAUCGAGGUGCUGUCGGCGUUGAAACGGGGCGAGCGCGUCCAGGUGCCGGUGUACGAUAAGUCGACGAACGCAAAGACUUCAUCAGAGACGAUCGACGACCCGGACGUGGUGAUUGUCGAGGGAAUUCUGCUGUUCCUCGACCCGAAGGUGCGCGACAUGCUCAACCUGAAGCUGUUCGUCGACGCCGAUCCGGACACGCGGCUGGCCCGUCGAGUGCGCCACGACCUCCAGUUCAACCGGCCCCUCUCCGCGGUGCUGAACACGUACAUGGAGAUGGUUAAACCGGCGUUCGAAGAAUUUUGCCUGCCGACGAAGCGGUACUCCGACAUGAUAAUCCCGCAGGGUGGCGAGAACUUUGUGGCCGUGAAUCUGAUGGCCCUGCAUCUACACGAAAAGCUGCGCGAGCCGGGCACCGGACACAAGGUCUACGGGCUCAACCGCGCCGCCGAUGACGAUGCUACGAAUCGUGGUCGCCACCGGAAUCGCAACGGCAACCGCCCGCAU
This is a messenger RNA of Mesorhabditis spiculigera, 1992 nucleotides long. NCBI's taxonomy places the organism in Eukaryota, Metazoa, Nematoda, Chromadorea, Rhabditida, Rhabditidae. The record is from the annotation of a GenBank genome assembly.